Molecule: messenger RNA, 2460 nt
Organism: Nymphaea colorata (pocket water lily)
Lineage: Eukaryota; Viridiplantae; Streptophyta; Magnoliopsida; Nymphaeales; Nymphaeaceae
Product: DEAD-box ATP-dependent RNA helicase 5
Exons: 14
Coding region: 46-2115 (689 amino acids)
Biological process (GO): rRNA processing
Cellular component (GO): nucleolus
Molecular function (GO): RNA binding; ATP binding; RNA helicase activity
Source: RefSeq, a predicted model, not a curated record
CAUUCCUCCCUUGUUCCGGGGCCUCCUUUCUGGUUCGCUUCUAAAAUGGGAAGGAAACGGCAACAGCACGAAGACGGCGACCCAGAAACCCUAGGAACCGCUGAGGGGAAGGAGAUGGAGUCUGCGAAGGCGAAGAAGAAGGAGAAGGGACAGAGGAAGGCCGAGAACGGCGGAGGAUUGGAGAUGGACGGAGAAGUAGGUCGCCUUCCGGACGCUGAACCGCAAUCGAUUGGGACGUUUCAAGAGAAUGGCCAUGGGUCCAAGAAGAAGAGGAAGAAACGGGAUAAAUCUUUGAAGGAGAACUGUUUGCACGGAGUGGAGGAAGCCGGUGAGGGAUGUUCUGAUAGGGAGGGGGAAGCUGUGCGGGUUUCCGAAAACGGUGGCUCAGGGAAGGUUCGACCUGGGAAGAAAAAGCAGAAGAAGUUGGCGAAAGAAGGGGCUACGGUGGAGUUUGAAUCGAAUGGAGUGGUGAAGGCCGAGGAAACGGAUAAGUGGAAUGAAGGCGAUUAUGCGGACGUGAGGAGGAUGAAGAAGAAGAAAGGGAAAGAAGAGAAUGGAACAGUGGAGUCGGCAUUAGUUGGAAAACCAGAUGAGAAUUUGACGAAGCUGGAGAAAAAAUGCAAUGGAGUGGUAAAAGCGCAAAACAAUUAUGAGAGUGGAACUAAGGGCAACGGCGUUGAAAAAACUGGAGUGGAGAAGGGAGAUGAGCGGGACUUUAAGGAGAAGGUAGUGACUGUUUCUGGGAACGACGUCGAAUUGCCGAAGUAUACGGCGUUUAAGUCAUUUGUGGACUCGGGAUUGCCUCGCGAGGUUCUUCAUUGUUGCAUGACAUUCAGCAAGCCUUCGCCCAUCCAGUCAAGGGCGUGGCCUUUUCUCUUGGACGGCCGGGAUUUCAUUGGAAUCGCAGCAACUGGUUCAGGUAAAACCUUAGCAUUUGGUGUUCCAGCUUUGAUGCAUAUUCUGCAGAAGGUCAACAGCAAGCAAGGCCGGAAAAGGUUGCCUCUUUGUCUUGUCCUUUCACCUACAAGGGAGCUUGCUCAACAAAUUGCUGAUGUCCUAUCAGAUUCUGGAAGACCAUGUGGCUUGAAGACAGUUUGUUUGUAUGGCGGAACUUCUAAAGAAAAGCAAAUAUCUUCCUUGAAGUCUGGCAUUGAUAUUGUUGUUGGGACUCCAGGAAGAUUAAAAGAUUUGAUUGAAAUGGGCAUUUGCUGCCUCAAGGAGGUCUCUUUUGUAAGGCCUUUGGUUUUCGUGCAUUGCUUUGGUGAAAACAUUGGCCACACAGUAACUAUGGUGCCAAUUUUUUGUAUGGUUCUAGAUGAAGCAGAUCGAAUGCUUGAUAUGGGAUUCGAACCUGAAGUGCGUGCUAUUGUGAGCCAGACAAAUUCCAAACGGCAGACCGUUAUGUUUAGUGCCACAUGGCCUCUUGCUGUUCACCAGUUAGCCCAAGAAUUUAUGGACCCAAACCCCGUGAAGGUUGUUGUGGGUUCUGAGGAUUUGGCUGCAAACCAUGAUGUGAUGCAAAUAGUGGAGGUUUUGGACGAUCGAUCACGUGAUGCACGUUUAGUUGCCUUGCUUGAAAAGUAUCACCAGUCCCAGAGGAACAGGGUUUUGGUAUUUGUGCUGUACAAGAAGGAAGCUUCUCGAGUUGAAAUCAUGCUUCAGAAAAGGGGUUGGAAAGUAGUCUCUGUGCACGGUGACAAAGCUCAGGCUCAACGAACAAACGCACUCUCUCUCUUCAAGGAGGGAAAAUGCCCUCUAAUGAUUGCUACUGAUGUGGCUUCUAGAGGGUUAGAUAUUCCAAAUGUUGAGGUUGUAAUAAACUACAGCUUUCCUCUUACCACGGAGGACUAUGUCCACAGGAUAGGUAGGACAGGGCGAGCUGGAAAGAAGGGUGUUGCGCACACUUUCUUUACGCAGGAAAAUAAGGGGCUUGCUGGUGAGCUUGUCAAUGUACUAAGAGAAGCUGGGCAAGUUAUACCACAAGCGCUGCUGAAGUUUGGCACACACGUCAAAAAAAAGGAAUCGAAGUUAUAUGGUGCACACUUCAAGGAGGUUGCGGCUGAUGCCCCCAAAGCUACUAAAAUCACAUUCAAUGAUUCCGAUGAGGACUCAUGAGCCGCGAUAGCUUCUCGAUAGGUCGAGUUUAGAUGAUAUCACGGGGAAAUGCAAUUGUACUGUCGGCUUCCCGAUUUGGUCUCCUUGGCUUGAACAGUUUUCAUAUCUGCCUCGGACUGCCUGCCUAAGUCUAUGUAAAAUGAGUCAUUGAUUGCGUUUGAUUAUUUGUGCGGAAGCAGGAACAGUGUCUCUUACCAAGAAGGGUCUUCUCCGUAGCAUGGUCACUUGCUGUUAAGAGGGCAAGGGAGAAAUUUUGUAGUGGUUUAAUUUGGUCAAGUUAUACGAGUCCUGAAUUCAUAAUAUUCAUUAAACAAAGUUUGAGUGCAUCAAUGCCAUUUCUGAGUA